Prionailurus viverrinus (fishing cat) is the source of this 2786-nucleotide messenger RNA. RefSeq names its product GINS complex subunit 3 (gene GINS3). Gene Ontology annotation, cellular component: GINS complex. Bases 1614 to 2264 code for a protein of 216 amino acids. Lineage: Eukaryota; Metazoa; Chordata; Mammalia; Carnivora; Felidae. The record is from RefSeq and is a predicted model, not a curated record. The transcript has 8 exons. Gene Ontology annotation, biological process: mitotic DNA replication initiation.
CUGUGCACAAUAGCCGUUCUCAGUCACCAUGUUCCGCUCAUGACACUGGAUGUUUCUUGUUGUCAGGAUGGCUCUCAGAGUCUUCUGUGAACUGCUACUGCCAAAGGAGAAAUGAACUCACUCUGACCUUACACAGCAGAGCUCAACAGAGGGAUUCCUUCUACCACCUUGGGAAGAAUGUUCCAUUGUGGCAUCACAGUUACCAUGGUAUCACCAAGCAAAUGUCUAGACAUGGAGACCUAGGAGGAGCCAGGAUGAAAAGCCUGACUGUUUCCUAAACUUGGCAAGGCUAUUCUGGAAGCCUGGCUUUCCCCAAGUCUGGCCGAGAAGACAUCCUUUUUGCUAGAUCACAAAGCCUUGUCCCAUUGCAGCCGUGGUCUGUCUACUUCCUCAGCACCCGCCCUGUGUCUACACAACUUUGUCAGACUGGAUGGAGGAAGCCCACGACUAAACUGAGUCUGGUUUUUCCAAUCCCUAUAAGCAUUCUUACAUUCUCAGUGUGGUUUCCUGGAGCCCAGUUUUCCCUAGCCCUUUGGCUUGACGGUCCCAGCGAAGCCACCAGACUGUCGGCUCUGCCAAACCAUAGGGUCAGAUGGGAUCUGCACUCCAGCCACUGUUAGCAGCUUUGGUUUCAGCACAAAUGGCAGGACUCAAGAGAGCUGUUGACAACAUUGUGAUGAGGGAGGGAAGACAAUCCUCCAGCCUCUUCAAGUCCUGGGAGCCUUCUCACUUCAGCAGCAUUAAAACCACGCAGACACGGACAGAAUGAGCGAUUGCCUCGCUGGCUGCCACCCAGCCUCUUUGCUCGCCCCUCGGGACCGCCCAGCGCAACCAGUGGACGAGGGACAAAUCAUCGCCCCCACAGGCUGUCUGACCCUGAAGGCUCCCCUCUGUGCCAAACCCUGGAAUGGGCCCUGGGGAAACCAAGUCAGAAAGAAGGCCUGGUGCCUCCCUCAGAAAUCUCGAAGUCUGGCAACCAGGUGCGAGACGUGCUCUGGAAGAAGCCAUGGGCUUUCAGGGGAAGGAGCCUGUCACCUAGGUCACCUAGCCUGGCAGAGCAGGAGGAGGGAGCAUCCUUGAAGACAGCUUUCCAAAGGAGGGGGAUACCUGACUGGAGACAUGGUGAUGGACCAGAAUCUCAUGGACGGGGUGUGAACCCAGGAGACUGAGAAGGGUACUUGUUUUUGUGUUGGAGAUCAAAGUGCAGCAAACUGAACAUUUCAAAUAUGAUAAAGGAAAGGACUCUCCUGCAACUACCUCUCCAUAGAUGCCUAACUAAAGGUUCAAGACUGGUGUCUCCACAGAGCUGCAGACCUGUCUAGUGGCUCCUGGACUCCGUGGAAAUCUCGAGCGCGGUUCCUAAUGCGCCCCGCCCCUGAUCACGUGGGACCAAGUCCGCAGACUGUCUAUUGCUUCUGCCUGGGCCGACCUCCUGGAUCGACUGCUCCAGUCUGGCGCGUCCCCGGCGCGGGAAAAAUUUCAAUUCCGGCUAGCAGUCGCAGCGACCUCCUUACCCUUCACAACCCGGGCCUGCCUCCGCUUUCUCCUGCUUUUACAUCCCGGACUCCUAGCCUCACACGAGUGGAAGCGGAGAAGUUGAAGCCGCCGCCGCCAUGUCCGAGGCUUAUUUCCGGGUGGAGUCGGGUGCACUCGGGCCUGAGGAGAACUUUCUGUCGCUGGACGACAUCCUGAUGUCCCACGAGAAGCUGCCGGUUCGCACAGAGACCCCCAUGCCUCGCCUCGGGGCUUUCUUCCUGGAGCGGAGCGGAGGUGCCGAGACUGACCACACGAUUCCUCAGGGCUCAAAGCUCGAACUCCCCCUGUGGCUGGCAAAGGGACUUUUUGACCACAAGCGGCGGAUCCUUUCUGUGGAUCUUCCCAAGAUCUACCAGCAAGGUUGGAGGACCGUGUUCAGCGCCGAUGCCAACGUGGUGGACCUCCACAAACUGGGGCCGCAUUUCUAUGGGUUUGGCUCCCAACUCCUGCAUUUUGACAGUCCAGAGAAUGCAGACAUCUCCCAGUCUCUCCUGCAGACAUUCAUUGGACGUUUCCGCCGCAUUAUGGACUCCUCCCAGAACACUUACAAUGAAGACACUUCGGCAUUGGUAGCCAGGCUGGAUGAGAUGGAGAGGGGCUUAUUUCAAACAGGGCAGAAAGGACUGAAUGACUUUCAGUGUUGGGAGAAGGGGCAGGCUUCUCAGAUCACAGCUUCCAACCUCGUUCAGAACUAUAAGAAGAGAAAAUUCACGGAUAUGGAAGACUGAAGGUCAGAAGAACACAGAAUUGCUCCUUGUGGAGUUACUGCUCUGUGUGUCCUUGAUAGAUCCUCAUUGACCUUGUAAAGGGCCAUGUCAUGGCUUAUUUCCCACAACAGUGUCGGGAGCAGUGCCAUCUGUUUGGGAAAGGACGUGGUGCAGAAGUCCCUGGCCUGUAUGGCUUAUAAGACUCUCCCACCCUGCUGACCCAUAGCCGGGGAGAAACCAAAGUCUUUUGUAAAAUACAGUUACCACAUGCAUCAUAAUACAAUUGGAACUGGGAUCCCUUAUAUCCGGGAGUGUGACACCCUCCGAUGUCCACUUUCGCUGCUCCAAAGGACAGGUACAAAUGGGCCAUCUGCCCACAAAUGUUCUCUUGAACUUAACUGCUGCAUCUUCCUUAUGGCUGCUCCGAGGACAGCACCUCCAGGAUGCUGGCCUUACUUGUGAAUGUCUCCUGCGUCUUGCCUGCGAGGGGUCACCCCAAUUUCCAGAAACAGUUGCCAAGAAUAAAGAAGGAAAAUGAUAAGA